Racocetra persica is the source of this 465-nucleotide messenger RNA. The record is from the annotation of a GenBank genome assembly. Lineage: Eukaryota; Fungi; Glomeromycota; Glomeromycetes; Diversisporales; Gigasporaceae.
AUGAAAAUCCUUAUGAACAAGUUAUUGCUAUUUUUCAUAGUUCCGGUUCAACCUCAUUUCCUAAAUUAGUUCCUCUCUCCAAUCGUUAUUUUUUAAGUGCAAUCGAAUCAACUCAUACUCAUGAGAUUAUUUUAUCAACCCCUCCAUUAUUUCAUACUUAUGGAUUCAUUCGUGCAUUAAAAUAUAUUUUAGGUCCUGGUUCGACAUACGCAUUUCCAAUUGUUGCAGGUUCAAUUCCUUUAGCCAAUGAAGUUUUACAUAGUUUAAAACAAUCUAAAGCUAAAAUUCUUUACACUUUACCUGCUACCAUUGAACAAAUUUAUCAAAAUUAUCCGGAUGAAAUUAAAUCAUUAUUAAAUUUAAAAGCCAUAUAUUAUGGUGGUGCAGCAUUGUUACCUCAAGUAGGCGAACAACUUGUUCAGUCUGGCGUCAAAAUUCGAAAUUCUUAUGGUGCGACCGAAAUAG